AUGAAUCAACAGGUUUAUCAACAAAUGCAACUGGUUGGCCAAUUUUCUUCAAAUAUGAUGAUUAUCGAAGAAGUUUCUUCAACGGAGAUGAUCAAUUCACCGUUGAUGAUACCCGAAUGUCUUGCUAGAAUCUUCGAAUAUCUCAGGGGAGAACGAAGUUCAUUACAUUCUUGUCUUUUAGUGAAUAGAUCGUGGUGCAGGAUUGUUGUACCAAUUUUAUGGAGGGAACCUUUUAAACUGUUAAAAGAUAAAGCUGAUGCUAGUCUUUUACGAACAUAUUUUUCGUGUAUAGAAGACCAGGAUCAACUACAAUCGAUGCAAGAUUGGAUGACAUAUCCCAGAGAGGUUCCGCUGCCACAACGUGCAACGUUCGAUUACCCAAUUUUUUUACGACAUUUGUGUUGUAAAACCAUGUUUGAAACGAUAGAAAAUUGGCUUUUGGCAACAGCAUCGGCGGAUGUUCAGAAACAUUAUAGAGAUAUUUGCGUACAAUUAAUUGCAAGUAGUUUCCUUCAAUUAUUAAUGAAUAGAUGCCCUAUCCUUGAAACUUUGAUACUUUGGUCCGGAGUUUCCAAUAAUAUCCCUAUCACGGGAUCCUUAUCGGGAACAAACACUUGUUUAUCUCGUAUAGUUUCAUUGCAAGUUGAAGGGAAUUAUCAUGAUAUAGAUUUAUGGUCAAUAUCUCAAAGAUGUCAUAGUCUGAAACAACUUACCAUUGACGUGGAAAUUUCGGUAAAUUCCAUGAACAUGUUACAUAAUUUAGUGUACGUUCAACGCGAACUUGAACACUUUAGGUUGGUUUUUAGACCAGAAGACAAGGUAUUCACAAACAAAGUUCAACCAGAACUCUUAACAGCACUGGCUAAUUACCCUAAUCAUCUAAAUACAAUAGAAUUUAAUCGAUGUAAUUUCAUUGAUUGUCCUUCCUUAGAGGCUUUAUCUGAAUGCAAAAAUAUUCGACAUUUAGUAUUAUGGAAAUGCGUUGGAUUAGGACCGGGAAAGAUGUACAGUUUAUAUAAAGUAAAUUUUGGACAACUUCAGAGAUUGGAAAUUUAUGUGCAUCCAGGAGUGGCCGCUGAUAUGGUAAUUAAAAUGAUAAGAGAUUCUAAUAAUCAAUUACAAAGUUUACGAUUAGCAGGAAUAACUCCUCAAUCUGAAUUGCCUUCAGUACUUUCCGUCAUGACAAGGCAUUGUCAAAAUCUCACAGAUUGUCGCUUGGUUUUAAAGGAUGGUGAUAAUAAUGCAUUUAAUGCAUUACUGACUUUCUUGGGUGUCUCGUUAAAAUUAGAAAUAUUAUAUAUUACAUUUACUGACAGAGUGCAUCCUAUAUGUAAUUAUGAGGAUAUUGCUAAACAUCUACCAACUGGACUCAGAGAAUUGGUAUUUAGAGAUUUUUUAUUUUCGCCAGCUAGUUUGGCGAAUUUUUUGGAAAAUAUGGCACCAACCUAUCAUUCUCUUAGCUUUUCAAAAAGACAUUUUGAUCAACAACAUAUUGAUGUAAUUUUCAGAUAUGUGAAAAAUAGAAGUAAUCUAUUUCGUUUAAUGAGGCAUCCUAGGUAUAUGAGUAUAAAGGCGAGAUCAGAACUCUAG
This is a messenger RNA of Funneliformis caledonium, 1590 nucleotides long. NCBI's taxonomy places the organism in Eukaryota, Fungi, Glomeromycota, Glomeromycetes, Glomerales, Glomeraceae. The record is from the annotation of a GenBank genome assembly.